AUGAGUGCACUUUUGAAGAAAUAGAGUACUUUACAGUAGUAACACUAGCUACAGUCAGUUAUGGAGAUGUAAUUCCUUAGACAGAGAAGGUAGAGUUUGUGUUAUUGUAUUCAUCAUUAUUGCUUUUGUUGUAAUACCUUAAUAGAGAAUGAAUUGAUUAGAUUGAUGGGAUUAUAAAGUAUAUAUUCAAGUACAUUCUAUAAAUGGAAUCCAAAAGUUCCACAUAUCAUCAUAUUUGAACAAGCGAAUGUUGCAGCCCUUAGAAAAAUUUUUAUGAAUUUUUCAUCAAGAUUGUGGUAGUCAAGAUAAAAAUGCAAUCAUUAUGAGGUUGACUAAACCAAUUACUGA
Molecule: messenger RNA, 348 nt
Organism: Paramecium pentaurelia
Lineage: Eukaryota; Ciliophora; Oligohymenophorea; Peniculida; Parameciidae
Source: the annotation of a GenBank genome assembly